AUGGACGCCGUUCUGUUGGAGCACUUUCCCGGGGGCCUGGACACAUUCCCGUCUGCUUACUUCGAUGAGGAAGACUUCUUCACCGAUCAGUCCUCUCGGGACCCACUGGAGGACGGUGACGAGCUGCUGGGGGAUGAGCAGGCGGAGGUGGAGUUCCUCAGUCACCAGCUGCACGAAUACUGCUACCGCGACGGGGCAUGCCUGCUGCUUCAGCCCGCACCCUCGGCCGCCCCGCAUGCGCUCGCCCCGCCGCCUUUGGGGGACCCCAGCGAGCCCGAGGACAACGGCGGCUACUGUUGUGAGACAGGGGCUCCCGUAGGCCGCUUCCCCUACUCGCCCGGCUCGCCGCCCUCGUGCCUUGCCUACCCUUGCACCGCGGUACUGUCCCCUGGGGCGCGGCUCCGUGGUCUGAACCGGGCGGCUGCAGCGGCGGCAGCACGGCGACGGCGACGCGUGCGCUCCGAGGCGGAGUUGCAGCAGCUGCGACAAGCAGCCAAUGUGCGCGAGCGACGCCGCAUGCAGUCCAUAAACGACGCCUUUGAGGGGCUGCGUUCGCACAUCCCCACGCUGCCCUACGAAAAGCGCCUCUCCAAGGUAGACACGCUGCGCUUGGCCAUAGGCUACAUCAACUUCCUCAGCGAGCUGGUGCAAGCGGACCUGCCACUGCGCGGUGGUGGCACAGGUGGUUGCGGGGGCCCAGGUGGCAGCAGGCACUUGGGCGGGGACAGCCCGGGGAACCAGGUCCAGAAAGUCAUCAUCUGCCAUCGAGGCACCCGCUCGCCCUCCCCCAGUGACCCGGAUUAUGGCCUCCCUCCUCUUGCUGGGCACUCUCUCUCAUGGACUGAUGAAAAACAGCUCAAAGAACAAAAUAUUAUCCGUACAGCUAAAGUGUGGACCCCAGAGGACCCCAGAAAACUCAACAGCAAAUCUUUCGACAACAUAGAGAAUGAACCACCUUUUGAGUUUGUAUCCUGA
Chionomys nivalis (European snow vole) is the source of this 975-nucleotide messenger RNA. It is a transcript of the gene Ptf1a, whose product is annotated as pancreas associated transcription factor 1a. The transcript has 2 exons. The record is from RefSeq and is a predicted model, not a curated record. Gene Ontology annotation, molecular function: RNA polymerase II transcription regulatory region sequence-specific DNA binding; protein dimerization activity; DNA-binding transcription factor activity, RNA polymerase II-specific. Lineage: Eukaryota; Metazoa; Chordata; Mammalia; Rodentia; Cricetidae. Gene Ontology annotation, biological process: developmental process; regulation of transcription by RNA polymerase II. Bases 1 to 975 code for a protein of 324 amino acids.